Messenger RNA from Diaporthe citri, 1284 nucleotides. RefSeq lists its product as uncharacterized. The transcript is spliced from 2 exons. The record is from RefSeq and is a predicted model, not a curated record. The coding region runs from base 1 to 1284 and encodes 427 amino acids. Gene Ontology annotation, biological process: lipid metabolic process. Gene Ontology annotation, molecular function: oxidoreductase activity. Lineage: Eukaryota; Fungi; Ascomycota; Sordariomycetes; Diaporthales; Diaporthaceae.
AUGGCUUCUCAAUCCACUUCUACGUGUGCGGUCGCGCACGAGAAGGCCCAGAUCGAGCACGAUGGUCUCCAGCACCCAGCACACAUUGACCUCCACGGAAAUGUCUUCGAACUGCCCAAGUUCACGAUGAAAGAAAUUCACGAUGCAAUCCCGGCCCAUUGCUUCAAGCCUUCCAUCCCACGAGGUCUGGCAUACGUUGUGCGAGAUUACCUGUAUCUCGGGGCCGUGAUAUACUCAACGUACAGGUACACACCGUUAUUGCCAUCCCCAUACCUCCGAGCAGUUGUCUAUGGACUCUGCACCAUCCUAGAAGGAAUUAUCAUGACUGGAAUCUGGAUCCUGGCCCACGAAUGCGGUCACGGUGCAUUCAGCAAGAACAAGAGACUCAAUGAUUCCGUGGGAUUUGUCCUCCACUCAUCCCUGCUGGUGCCAUACUACAGCUGGAAGAUUACACACGCUCACCACCACAAAGCGACGGGAGACCUGAAGCGCGACACAGUCUUCGUGCCUCAUGACCGGGAAGGCUGGAUCAAACACAACCUAGGUCAUGACACCGACCCCGUGACAGUGGAAAGCCUCUCGGAGGAUGCCCCAGUGGUCACAUUGAUCCACUGCGUGCUCGUCCAACUUCUCGGAUGGCCUCUUUACAUGUUAGAUAACUUGAGCGGUCAAGACGAUCAGCAUGGAUUCCCAUACUACAGUCAUUACUGGUUUGGAAAAGGUAGUGGGAUUUUCAAAGACUCCGAGCUUCGACUUGUUUUCUACAGUGACAUAGGAAUACUCGUGACAACAGCAUUACUCUACUUGGGCGUCAAGACUUUUGGGUGGUGGGAGAUGUUGAUAUUCUACGGUGUGCCUUAUCUUUGGUUGAACCAUUGGAUAGUCCUCAUCACCUUCCUUCAACACACGGACGGGCGGCUUCCACACUAUAGCCACAGCCAAUGGACAUUUGCCCGAGGUGCUGCAGCCACCAUAGACCGGGACUUUGGAUUUAUCGACACGCAUCUCUUCCACAACAUCGUGGGGACUCAUGUGGUUCACCACCUCGUAUCGUCCAUUCCAUUCUAUCACGCCCAAGAAGCGACUGAGGCUAUCAAGAAAGUGAUGGGCGACCAGUACCACGCCGACCUCGAGACGCCCCUGUUCAGCGCGUUCUGGAAGAGCCGGCGGGACUGUCAAUUCGUCGAAGAGAGCCCGGGCAUGGAAGGAUCAGGGGUAUACAUGUUCCGCAACCUACAUGGGAGGGGGGUGAAACCUCGCAAGUUGGGCGGGGCCCGGCACUGA